Solenopsis invicta (red fire ant) is the source of this 1152-nucleotide messenger RNA. RefSeq lists its product as uncharacterized. The record is from RefSeq and is a predicted model, not a curated record. NCBI's taxonomy places the organism in Eukaryota, Metazoa, Arthropoda, Insecta, Hymenoptera, Formicidae. Bases 194 to 928 code for a protein of 244 amino acids. The transcript has 3 exons.
CUCCGAUUACUCUUUGCGUCGUAAAACGUUACUUAAUGGCGACAAUUUUUAUUCGAGCAUUCUUAUUUACCUUGUAUGGAAAGUUGAUGCAUAAUUAAUGAACCAGGCGUCUCUGCGUCUUAUACCUGGUCCAACGUGCCCAAUUGUCAGUCUUCCGUUGGCAUUGUAACGUGCAGGUCGAGCAACAUCGAUCAUGUUAUCUAAGUGGCUUCUAGUAUUUCUUCUGGCCUUAGAACUCCAGAACAGUUCUGCCAACAAUUACUUCAAUAAUCAUAUCGAUGUAACCAAACUCAACAUUCCGUUGACAUUCUACAAUCCGAACACGGGAUUGACAUUGACCGGUGCACUGGAGAAGAUCGGUCGUAAUCCUUUUCUUGGGAUUGGUUUCCGUGGUGUAGAAUGCGCCUGCAAUCAUAAUUUCACGUGUAGCUGCUGCAGUAGUAUCAACAUAACUAGAAUAAAUUUUGAGCGUCAUGCUUGCGGUAAUGUAAUAUUUUACCCUCAAGACCUCGCCUUCAAGUUAAAUCUUGUAAUAAACGAGAGAGAAAUUCUUGCUGCAGGUCCUAUAUCUUUUAGGAAUCCACCAGUGUUUUGCGUGCCAUAUCCUCCAUUCGCCAAUUUCUGCGUGCGUAUCUUCGAUAUCUCCGUGGACGGCAAUAAUCUGCAUGCAUGCGUUGAUUUCGAGAUACGUGUGUUAUCAACUUGGCCGCUUCUGAUUGUGCAUUUCGAUUGCAUAAAACUUGGCGCGGAUGGAAUCGCUUGGAUGAAGCCCGAAAAUGGUAGUAACGUCCCCCUUGCGAUCCAACCAGAAGUGAACGGACCGGAAAUAUAUGACCAAGUGGACUUUGAGCCAAUUGAAUUUCCAAACAAUCAUACUUGGAAUAUGACGCUUGAGGAGGAAAAUAUCAUCGGCCAGUUGAAGCUGUAAUAUCUGUAAAAUUGUAAUGUUGUAUGCAUAUAAAAAAAUAUUAUUAUACUGUAAAUGUAUUUAUUAUAUCAUCGUAGUUAAUAUAUUUUAUUUAUUGUUGUAUACAUGCAUGUAUUUGUGAUACAAACAUAUACAUAUAUACAUAUAUAAAAUGUACAUGUAAUACGCGAAGUUUGUCUCGUUAUUAAAUAAAAUACUUAAUGUAUGUAAGUAUUACCUAUAAC